AUGCAAACGCAUUUUGAAGAACGUGUUGCCGAAAAGUACAAUCGGGCACUUCAGCGUGGUGAACUGAGCUUUAUAGAAAGUAAAGUUGCUCAUAUAAAAGAUAAAGGAAUCGAGUUUGAAAUUCGACUUGCACCUAGUUUGGCCAAGAAAACUACCGGUAAUUUAAGGACAACAGAUGAACUGCAGAAACCUAAGGCAGAUCCUUUUUUACCCUAUAACCAAGAUUUAUUUGUGCAAGAACACGGAAAACAUAAUAUAUUAUUAAAUAAGUUUUGUGUUGUUCCCCAUCAUUUAAUAAUCGCUACUAAGG
Racocetra persica is the source of this 310-nucleotide messenger RNA. The record is from the annotation of a GenBank genome assembly. Lineage: Eukaryota; Fungi; Glomeromycota; Glomeromycetes; Diversisporales; Gigasporaceae.